AUGGAGGUGGACGUGCCUAAGCCAUUCUUGGACCACGUAAAAGAAGUACGGGAACGGAAGAACCGACCCAAGAUCGACUUCAACUCAGAGGACUUUAAGCGAGACCCGGCAUCAUUUAUGACAUCGGGAAGCAGCGGCGUCAGCAUGGCCUUCGUUCAGAUGGAUGUGAAGUGGGCCCAAGAACAUGGCAAGCACGAGACCACGAGCCUUGCCAGAAGCUGGACCAGCUUGCUGGAGAACGGAGGAAUCUCUGCGCAGAUUUAUGACACGGACCCAGGUUCCAUUCUAAUCGUGAACAAGGUCCCAGCUCAGAACAUCAAGAUCAAAGAGUUUGUGCUUUCCCAGCCAAACGUUGACUAUUAUGAGCUGAACCAGAAGCGCUUCUACCCAGACGGGCGAACGGCACCGCUGGUCCCCGAUGAGGAGCGAAAGGAGAGAAUGGCAGCGAUGCCUGGCCGACUUGGAGCUGACAGGCCAAAGCCUGUCUACAAGCCAGCCGAGAAGGAUGUCGCAAAGACAGGUCGGACGGGGCUUGCUCAAGCAACGCUCAUCGCUCAACGCUCAAGUGUCGAGGCACGCGUGGCUGAGCUCGAGGCGCAGGUGCGCGAGCUGGAAGCCGAGCUUAGCCGAGAGCCAAGCUCGGAGCUUGCAGAGCUUCGUGCCAUCGUGGAGGCGCAGGAGGCCCUUUGA
This is a messenger RNA of Symbiodinium pilosum, 690 nucleotides long. Lineage: Eukaryota; Dinophyceae; Suessiales; Symbiodiniaceae. The record is from the annotation of a GenBank genome assembly.